AUGAAAUCGGCUCUUCUUCUCUCCGCGCUCAUCCCUAGUGUGCUGGGUGCAACCAUCUACUUUGCUGGUGACUCGACUAUGGCAAAGGGGGGGAAUGGAGCUCGCACUGCGGGGUGGGGCGAAUAUGUUACGCCCUAUACCUCACUCACCGUCUCCAAUCAAGCUGUCGCCGGCCGUAGCGCAAGGUCAUAUACACGUGAGGGUCGGUUUGAUACCAUCGCCGCAGUAGUUCAGUCUGGAGAUUGGGUGGUCAUCGAGUUCGGGCACAACGACGGUGGCUCUUUGACUCCCACCGACAAUGGACGUACCGAUUGUUCUGGCACAGGCAGCGAGAUUUGUAGUACAACCUACAAUGGGGUCGCCGAGACAGUGUUGACAUUCCCGGCAUAUAUAGAGAAUGCCACCAAGGCGUUCAAGGCCAAGGGCGCGAAUGUAAUCAUCUCGAGUCAAACACCCAACAACCCCUGGGAAAGUGGAACUUUCAUUUAUAGCCCGUCGCGUUUUGUGGGCUAUGCGCAGCUAGCCGCGGCGGCGGCCGGCGUACCCUAUGUUGACCAUGGGGCUUAUGUGGCAGACCGGUUCCAGACUCUCGGCCUGACUGCCGUCGAUGCGUACUUCCCCUUGGACCACACGCAUACCAGUGGAGCCGGUGCAUUGGUGGUGGCUCAGGCCUUUUUCAAGGCUGUGGUCUGUGGGGAUGUUGCGCUGAAUAGUUCUCUCAGCACCACCGAUUUCCCUGGCUCGUGUCUCUAG
Penicillium digitatum Pd1 is the source of this 753-nucleotide messenger RNA. RefSeq names its product rhamnogalacturonan acetylesterase RgaE. Gene Ontology annotation, molecular function: hydrolase activity, acting on ester bonds. The record is from RefSeq and is a predicted model, not a curated record. Lineage: Eukaryota; Fungi; Ascomycota; Eurotiomycetes; Eurotiales; Aspergillaceae.